Messenger RNA from Meloidogyne enterolobii, 1569 nucleotides. NCBI's taxonomy places the organism in Eukaryota, Metazoa, Nematoda, Chromadorea, Rhabditida, Meloidogynidae. The record is from the annotation of a GenBank genome assembly.
AUGUUACGUUAUUUUUUUCUUCAAAAAUUAUAUCCACUUCUCGAUUUAUUUACAAAAAUAUAUUUUUUUGUAAUCAAUCAAUGGUUUAAUUUAUUUUAUUUAUUUAAACACAAAACAAAAGUUGAAUGGAAUAAUGAGGAAUUAGCAAGUCCUUUUCUUUUUAUAUCGGCUAAAAAGGCUGCCGAGAAAAUUAGAAAUAAAGAGAUUUCUUCAGAACAAUUAAUUUCUGCCUACAUAUCACGUAUUCGUCGAGUCCAACCUUUAAUUAAUGCUAUUGUUGCUGAACGUUUUGAAAAGGCAUUGGAAGAGGCUAAAAAUGUUGAUAAUUAUUUGGCUAAUUUGGAUGAAAAUUCUGAGGAAUACAAAAAUUUGGAGAAAAAUAAGCCUUUAUUGGGUGUCCCUUUCAGCAAUAAAAAUAAUAUGGAUGUUAAAGGGUUUGUGUCUGUUGCUGGUUAUGCUCCGUUUGUUAACAAUCCACCAGCGGAAAAGGAUUGUAUUGUUGUUGAAAGACUUUGUAAUACUGGAGCUAUUUUAAUUGCUAUAACAAAUUUACCAAAAUUGGCAAUGAAUUGGAGUUGUACAAAUAAAGUUUAUGGACGUACACGUAACCCUUAUGAUUUACGUCGAAUUCCUGGUGGAAGUAGUGGAGGGGAAGGAGCUCUUGUUGGGGCUGGGGCUUCCCCUUUUGGUUUGGGAAAUGAUUUGGGUGGUUCUGUCAGAAUUCCAGCUUCGAUGUGUGGAGUUUUUGGAUUAAAACCAACAAAAGAUGCUGUUUCGCUUAUUGGUUUUACGCCUAAAAUAGACACAGAAAUGGGUAAAGCCCAAUGGACGAUUGGUCCUUUGUGUCGCUAUGCUGAAGACCUUCCUCUUGUUUUUAGUAUAAUUUCCGGAAAGUUACAAUCUGAGGUGGAUUUUCAAAUUGACUUUAGCCAAGUUAAAAUUAUUUAUAUGGAUAUUUUAAAUAUUUGGUUUAUGGAAAAUGUUCAUUCAGAAGUUUUACAAGCACUGAGAAAAUCUGUUAGUUUUUUCGAAACAGAAUUUAAUGUUACUGCCCAAAAAGUUGAAUUUCCAUUAGCCAGUCAUCUCUACGAAAUUUGGGGUGCUUUGGGCUUUGGGACUCCCGCAUUGGGCAUUCCAGACAUUAUUAAAGAAUUCCCAAAAGUAUUUAAUGAUAAAUCAGAAUUAACUAGUUGUGCGUGGAUAUUCUCUCUUAUACAUGCAUUUGUAGAUGUACGAGAUGAUAAUGAAAAGGAAUAUAUGCUUAAAAAACUUGACAAACUUCGUCACCAAAUCAAACAAGCACUUGGUGACAAAGGUAUCCUUCUUUUGCCAACAUGGCCAACACUUGCACCAUUCCAUCACCAAGACUUGUUUACAAGCUUGAAUCUCGCCUUUACAGAAUUAUUUAAUAUUCUGGGCUUCCCAGCUAUAUCCUGUCCUGUCGGAUUGGAUUCCUCAAAACAAAUCCCUUUGAGUGUCCAAAUUGCUGGACCACCUAAUUCUGAACCGUUAUUGAUGGCUGCUGCCAAGGAACUUGAACGAGGAUUUGGUGGAUGGGUACGCCCAUGA